AUGUCACUUCACUGCGCGAUACGCGCAGCUAAUCUUAAUCGUUGUCGCGUCGAGUCGGGCGGGCGGUUCCUUUGGGGCCACGAACUCGACAUAUGGAAGGCUGCGGUAGGGUCCAAGUAUACAGAAUGGUUCAACAAAUUUGGGCCUGUAUACCGCGUCAAGGGCGCUUUAUUCCAUCCCGACAUCGUGAGUGCAUCUUUUCAAUUCAAAGCCCCUCCAGCCCGCCCCAUCAUUGGCCGACUUGUCGGAGAGGGCAUCAUCUGGGCCGAAGGCGAACAGCACAAACGCUUUCGCCGGCUCAUGGACAGCAUCUUCAGCGCUGCGAGUACGAAGAGGAUGACGCCUGACGUAUUGAAUGUAUGCUCCCGACUGCAAACUAGGCUCUCUCAAUAUCUCCAGGAUAAUGGCGGCGACGCGGUCAUCAAUAUGAAACCAUGGACAUCUGCCGCUACCCUAGAUAUAAUCGGCUUUGUCGGCUUCGGGUACGACUUCCGCCUUGGCGAGAGCCCCGAGGCGAAAGCUAUAAUCAGCGCAUGGGCCGAGCAAGUCAAACUCGGGCUCGGAGAGUCCGCUUUCUUCGCGGAGAUGGUAUUGCGAGCAUUCCCGCGGCUUCUCUCUAUACCCCUCCCGGCGCUCGAAGCCCAGGGCAAGAUACGCAGGAUCAUCGCCGAGCUCGCAAGCAGGAUUAUGGAGGACGCGAGGGCUGGAGGGGAUGUGAGUCAGGGGUAUAACUUCCUUGACGCCAUGAUGAAAGCCACCGGUGAAGGCAGGAUGACCACCCAGGAGACGAUUGACAACAACCGUAGUUUGGCCGCAUACGAAACCACCGCGGGCACGCUCGACUUCAUGCUCUACGAGCUCGCCAAGAAUCCCGCCUGCCAGCAGAAGCUCCGCGACGAGCUGCACGCCUUCGGCGGCGAGCCGACGUACGACGACUUCGAGAGGCCAGAUCGUCUCUGCUACCUCGAUGCCGUUGUCAAAGAGGGACUCAGGAUGUACCCGGCAGCGGUGCACAACGCGCGCGUCACGAAUGAGGAGGAUGUGAUGCCCCUCGAGAAACCCGUUCGUCUGCCUUCGGGGGAAGUGAUAAGUGAGAUUCAUGUUCCCGCUGGCCAAAUCGUUUACACCCCGCACCUUUCCAUCCAGCGGAUGGAAGGAAUCUGGAAGGAUGGCGACUCUUUCAAACCCGAGCGGUGGGUCGAACCUGGCGGUUUACCGCCCCGAGAGCAGCUGCCGACCGGCUGGAGUAAUCUCCUGACCUUCAACGCGGGACCAAGGUUAUGUCUUGGGUAUAGGCUCGGUAAGUGUUUUAUCCUGUUCAGCUUGAUCAGCAACUUUGUCUUUCACGAUACCGCGGCGAAGAUUGAUCUGCGCGUAGUGACGGUGCUGCAGCCCAUUGUGGCGGGAGAGGAUGAGAAGGGCGCGCAGAUGCCACUGAGGGUGACGUAUGCCCGGUAG
Molecule: messenger RNA, 1458 nt
Organism: Gloeophyllum trabeum ATCC 11539
Lineage: Eukaryota; Fungi; Basidiomycota; Agaricomycetes; Gloeophyllales; Gloeophyllaceae
Product: cytochrome P450
Exons: 13
Coding region: 1-1458 (485 amino acids)
Molecular function (GO): monooxygenase activity; heme binding; iron ion binding
Source: RefSeq, a predicted model, not a curated record